AUGGAUCCCGCUUCGGUGUUGGGCCUUGUCUCGUCCAUCGCUGGGCUAAUCGAGACAACAGUGAAAAUCAUUAGCUAUGUGAACGACGUCCAGAAUGCCCCAACUGAACGGGCACAGCUUGCCCGGCACGCUUCGAGCCUUCUAGCAAUGUUGACUGAUCUGAGAUAUCGGGUGGAAGAAGCCAAAUCCACCUCGGAUGCAUGGUUCACGGCUCUUCGCGGCCUGGGGGUAUCAGGAGGACCCCUCGAUCAGUUACGGGACCAACUGGAACUUUUGGCGACGAAGCUUGAUCCACCGAGAGGACGGCUACAAAGGGUAGGAAGGGCCUUAACCUGGACGCUCGACAAGAAAGAGAUCGAAAAGAUCCUUGAGCAAAUUGAACAUGUCGAGAUGCUCGUUAUGCUUGCCUUGCAGAAUGAUCACUUCAAGCUUUCUCUGGAAAUGAAACAAGACCUAAUCGACGUGAAAGGGGACUUACGGGGGGCCAUUGAUGGAGCUACUGCGGCACGACAAGUUGAAGAAUUUCAGAAGGUUACUGCCUGGCUCUCCAGCCUCGACUUUGCAGUCAAACAGGUUGACUUUGUUAAUCGCCGACAAGUUGGAACCGGAGAAUGGUUCCUCUCUGACCCUAGAUUCCAGCAAUGGCUCACUGGGGAGGAGAGAACCCUAUGGUGCCCAGGGCUACCGGGCGCUGGCAAGACAAUACUCUCGUCAAUGGUCGUUGAUUGGCUCGAGAGUCAGCAUCAAGGCACGGAUACUGCUGUGAUCUACCUUUACUGCAACUACAAAGAAGAGGAAAUUCAAACAGCACAGAACUUGAUAGGGAGCUUGUUGAAGCAGGCUGUCCAACACAGGCCCAGUGCUCUUCCCGCCGAUGUGCUGAGUCUCUACAACAAAUUCCUCGAGAAAAAGACUGGCCCCAGGCUAGAUGAGCUCUCCAGGCUGCUUGCACAAGAAGUCAACACUUACUCACAGGUAUUCGUGGUAAUAGAUGCUCUCGAUGAAUGUCCCGAGGGCAACAACACAAGAGGUGAACUGCUCACAGAGAUUCAAAAGCUGCCCUCGAAUGCACGAAUCCUUAUUACCUCGAGAUAUUCUCCAAAGAUCGAUGAGGGAUUCGAGAACGUCCCACACAUUGAGAUCCGCGCAACGAAUCAAGACGUCGAGCUGUAUGUCAAAGGCCGCAUCGAAAAAGAGAGGUCGCUGGCAGCGCAUGUCCUUAGAGACAGGCCCCUAACGGAGGAAGUUAUUGAGACCGUCGUUGAGAGAAGCCGAGGAAUGUUUCUGCUUGCUCAGUUCCAUAUGGAUAAUCUGGCCAAAAGCCUCAAUCGCCGCGAACUCCGCCAGGCAUUAGACAGUCUACCAGAAGAACUGGACGAGAUCUAUGAACAGGCCAUGCUGCGGAUCAAGAACCAAGACGAACGCCGGGCUGCCCUAGCUUACAAAGUGCUGUAUUGGAUUUCCUAUUCGCUCCGGCCACUCACCGUCAUGGAACUGCAGCACGCCCUGGCGGUCGAGCCAGGUGAUGACGAUCUCGACGAAGAUGGUCUUUAUGAGCCUGAACUCAUGGUCUCAGUAUGUGCCGGUCUUGUAACUGUGGACGAGGAAAGUCAUCAAAUUCGCCUAGUGCACUACACAACUCAAAGUUACUUUGAGCGCACCCGUAUAACCCGGUUCCCCGAAGCUCUUUCAACAAUGGCCAAGGCAUGCUUGACAUAUUUGUCCUUCCGCCUGUUUGCUGAGAAAUACUGCUCAGAAACAAGCGAAGUUGAAACCCGCCUUAGCCACUAUCCCUUCUUGAGGUAUGCAGCCAGCUACUGGGAACAUCACGUCCGCGACGGAAUGGACGAAGAUAUCCAUCAGCUCGCCUUAAGAUAUUUAAGCAACAACAUCAGCAUCUUAAAUACUAUCCAGGCAAGCGAGCGCGUGGAGUCCCGGUUUCGUUUGAAGUGGUACGUCGGCACAAAUUUCACUCGACUUCACACCGUCGCUUGGUUCGGUCUUGUCGAGAUUGCACGAGAUUUGCUGGUGGGCAGCGUCAACCUGAAUGCACGAGCGUAUGAGAAUUUUACACCCCUUCACAUGGCGGCAGAGCGAGGCCACACUCAAAUGGUUAGCUUGCUGUUACAGGCGGGAGCCGAGGUCUCACCCAGAACGUUCGAAGAAGAGACGCCAUUGCAUAUAGCCGCUGGAGCGGGACACCAUUCCGUGGUGCAAGUUCUCAUCGAUGCGGGGGCAGACUGUAAUGACUGUAUGCCCUCCGGCAGACUGUCGCCGCUCCAUGUUGCACUAGAGUAUGGCCAUAUCGAUGUCGCGCGAGUUCUGAUUGAGAAUGGGGCAGAUGUCAGCCAGAAGCAUGUUUACACUGAGAGGACCCCAUUGAUCCAAGCCGUGGAGCAUGGUCACGAGGCUCUGGUUCUCUUGCUCCUCAAUAAUGGGGCCGAUAUAUCUGCAGCUCAGAAAGGUGGCCUGACAGCGCUCCAUGCGGCAGCUCGAUCUGGUCAAGAUAGGCUUGUGGAGAUGUUGAUCUCAAGAGGCAGUGAUGUCUCCAUCCAGGGCGAAGGAGGAGAAACAGCGUUGCACUACGCAGCAAGGUUUGGUUAUGAUAGGCUUGUGGAGAUGUUGAUCUUGAGAGGCAUUGAUAUCUCCAUCCAGGACAAAGAAGGGAAAACAGCGUUACACCACGCAGCAGAGAAUGAGAAUGGUGAUGAUAGCGUUGUGGAGAUGUUGAUCUCGAGAGGCAUUGAUAUAUCCAUCCAGGACAAAGAAGGGAAAACAGCGUUGCACUACGUAGCAGGGUGGGGACAAGCAGGAUUGGCGCAGCUAUUAUUGAAAAGCGAAGCAAACCCACUCACCGAGGACAACGAAGGUACCACCGCAAUUCAUGAAGCAGCGAUGCACAAGCAAGAGGAAGUCCUGAAGCUGUUGCUCGAACACGUGGGCAAGGGAAAUGAGACCGAGCGAUGGCUCGCGACUACACGUCUCCGCGAGGCUGUCGAUCAAGCAAAAAAGGGCGAAGUCAGGUCCCUGCUGGAAAAGGGGGCAGAUCCCAAUUUUUGGGAAAAUUCAUGGGUCUCUCUCUUGCACCUCGCUAUUGUGCGCGAGGACGCCGACGUGCUGCAGCUCCUAUUGACCAACCAGGCUAACGUCAGCGUGAAAGACUAUUGUGGUAGGACCGCUUUGCACUGGGCAGCCUUUAGAAAUUACGACGUUGGCGUUCGACUCCUCCUCGAGCAUGGUGCCGAUACCCAAGCGACAGAUGAUUAUGGCAUAACGCCAUUGCAUUUUGCAGCAGCAUAUGGAAGUGCUUCGGUAGUGAAGCGAUUGCUCGAUAAUGGAUCACUACUGAAUGCGAAAGACAAGAAGGAACAAACAGCUCUAGCCUGGUUCUUCCGUCCAGACUUGUUGAGCUGGAAUCCUCAUAUGAUCCGUAAGAAUGACUUAUUGCCCGAAGAGGAAAGAGAAGACGAGGAACAAAGAGCCAGAAGAUAUCCGGAUAUUCUUGACCUCCUUAUCGAGAAGGGCGCCGAUCUAAAUGAGCCUCUGCCAACCUGGAAUACCAUUCUGUUGUUGGCUGCCGAAUCCUGGCCGCGUUUUGCCAGAGUGCCUCUGAUACAGCGAGCUCUUGAAGCCGGGGCAGAUGUGGCAGAACAGAACGAGGAUGGUAAGAGUGCGUUGUAUCUGGCAGCAGUUGGUGGAGAUGUAGAAGCAGUACGACUACUCCUGGAGCAUGGAGCCGACCCCAAUCAAAGAAAUAAGAGGAACAAAUUCGGUCCUGGUGAUCACGAUGAGCAUGGCACCACGGCACUCCAUGAAGCAGCGCAGAGGGGUAACGUGGAAAUGGCGCGCCUGCUCAUCGAAGCCGGAGCAGAUGCGGAAGCCGCUGAUGAAGACGGGAACACGGUAUUACAUGAGGCAGUCAACGAGCCGGCAAUCAAGAAGGGUGCGACACCAGCGAUCAUUGACCUCCUUCUUGCUCAAGGGGUUGAUAUCAACGCUCACUAUGGUGGCAAGAAAGCAACUGUACUCCACCAUGCAGUUAUGAAAGGAGAUGUCGCGACGGUGCAGUUUCUACUUGAACGCGGUGCUAACAUUGCCGCUACGGACGUCGAAGAGAUGACGGCUCUUGACUGGGCGAAGGAGUCAGGCCAUGAAGCAAUGAUAUUCGUUCUAAGUCGCCAUAGCACGCGGACUUAG
Fonsecaea multimorphosa CBS 102226 is the source of this 4197-nucleotide messenger RNA. RefSeq lists its product as uncharacterized. The record is from RefSeq and is a predicted model, not a curated record. Gene Ontology annotation, molecular function: protein binding. NCBI's taxonomy places the organism in Eukaryota, Fungi, Ascomycota, Eurotiomycetes, Chaetothyriales, Herpotrichiellaceae. The transcript has 7 exons. The coding region runs from base 1 to 4197 and encodes 1398 amino acids.